AGGAGGCGCCGUCGCUCGAAUCUUUGAAGGAGACUAUAUUGGAAUUGAAGAAAAAUCUCAAGGAGGCGGACAAAAAGCAACACGACAAUUUAAAAAAUGAGGAGGAUACCGCGGAUCUCGAGGAGAACGAAAACGAGAAGUUGGAGCACAAAGAUCGGACGACUCGCGCAAAGAACAAGCAUCGGAAAACCGAGAACGACGAUGACGGUGAGGGGAAAGAGAGAGAGAAAAGAGAGAGAGGAAGGAAGAUUUCUUCCUUCUUUCCUCUUCUUAAACUCUCCUCUAGUCUCCUAGUCGAGGAGAAACGUAAAAAAAAAAGAAACGUUUCCGAAAUUUUUUGCACGCUACUUGGUUUUCAGCGAGCUCCGAUUGGUGGGAAAGUUCGAACGGAAUGGAAAAGUUCGACUUGAAAAAGCGGGAACAGCAGGACUCGGAGGACGCGAAUGAGAAGAACGCCCAUCUGAAAGUGUGGAGGACGAAGAGGACCGAGGUGAACAACAACAUGAACGAGGACGACGACGGUAACGCGAAACUGUUUCACAGAUCGGGGUUUGGGGACCCGUACCUUGAAGAGAAAGAGAGCCUCGCGAAAGAGAUCCACGACCGCAAGAGGCGUAGCAAGGGGACGCCGUCGGACGACAAGUGUUACGUGAACGAGGCGCAGGACGCGAAGAACGGCGUCAAGGCGAACGAGAAAAAUCCGACGGGGAUAUCGAAGACGGGCAACGAGGCGAACGCGUUGGAGAAAAUCGGGGCCAACGAUCUGCGGGAAGUGGACGCGUUCGGGAUGGAGAGUAAAUUGGCGAGCGACGCGGGGGAGAAGGGCGCGGACUCCAAGGCGAGGGAGGCGCGAAAGGACGAGGGGAAGAACGCGGGUAAGGUGGCUGGAAAUUACCAACAACAAUCGGGUGUGUCGCAGGGAAAAUCGAUCGGCGUGGAGGGCAAGUUGACGAAGGAAGGAAAAGAGAAUCUCGGGGAGGGGAAUUCCUUGCAAAUCUCGGAAUCUAUGGCGAACGGGUCGCCAGUUGCUGCCGGUGUUGCGGCCGGCGCCGCCGUUUCUUCCUCUUCCUCUUCCUCUUCCUCUUCUCCCUCUUCCCCCUCUUCCUCCGCCUCCUUGAGCGAGGGGGCCCCUUCUUCGUCGAGCGAGGAGGGGCACAAGAAGGAAAUUUCGGUCCGCGGGGCGGCCGAGCAGGAGAAAUUGGCGGCCGAGCAGGGGAAAAGAUCGGCGGACGGGUCGGGGAACGUUAACCUCCACCUCGAGUCGGAGAACAAAAAUUUGAUCCAGUACAGCAACGAGAACCUGAAGGAGGGUAAGCGGCAGGCGCCGUUCAUGUUGGACAUGUUCAACGUGAAGAAGACGUUGCUCGAGAAGGAGGACAAGCCGGGGAAAUCCAUUUCCACCAUAUUCGACAUGAAGCUGGCGAAAGCGGAGGUGGACACGGCCGCCGUGAAAGAAUGCGCGAAAAGGGGGGGGAACGAGAAAGAGGUGGAGAUCCCGAUUACUAAUGGGGUCCUCGAGUUCGAGAGGAAUAAAGUUAAGGAGGUGCCGUACGAAGACACGGCCGGCCUCGCGCUACCCUCCAACAUCAUGGAGAGGAACGUGGAUGAGAAACGGGUUAAGAACUCGGCGGUGGAGUUCGUCGACAAAAGACAAUCGGGACAAAGCGCGGCGAACGAGGAGGGAAUUCGAAAUUGGUUCGAGGCCGCGGAUCACGAGCGAGUCGCGGACGCGAACGCGAAUCAAGGCGCGGCAACCGAGAAGCGUAAUAGCGGGACGGUGGACGGGAAGGGGGGCGCCGGUAAAUUUAAGAACGAGGAGGAGUGUUUGAACGAGAACGCGGAUAAUAAUUUCGCGGACAACAAAAGCCGCGGGAACGUUGGGAAGGAGAAGGAGGAGUUGGGCCUGAUGGCGAGCAAGAAUCGGGAAUCGGAAGUUGCGGGUAGCGAGAAAGGGAAACCGGGCAACGAGAUCGACGGUGAAAGGAUACGGAAAAAGAAGUAUCAGGGGGUGGGAACGUUCGUCGCCGGGAACGAGUUGAACGAUCAAAUGACCAACGACAGAUACGGGCAGAGGAAAAUCCUUCAAUACAUGGAAUAUUCCAACGACGAAGUGGACGAGGCUGAUUUGAAUUACACCGACAAGGAGGAGGAGGAGAAUCAGCGACAAUCGGUCAAUGCAGAAAAAAACGACGUAUCGGCGCGCAGGAAAGAAAGAGCGGUCAGCGAUAAAAAGAAAGCGAAAGUAAAUGUGAUGAUAAAAAGCAAGAUGAGCAAAAGAAAGAAAGCCGACAAGACUAGGAAAAGGCGUAAUCCGAAUGUAAUCGAGUAUUACGAAUACGAUAACGAUAUGGAUCAAGAGAACGACGAAUUGUCACCGUCCAACGAACAAGAACGAGUGAAAAAUAAUUAUCAAGACAAAAACCCUAUAGAAUUUGAUGCGGGACUUGGUAAUGAUGCGUGCACUUCUCCAUCCUCGAAAACCUAACGUGAAAAACUGCUAAAAAUCUUGCGUAGUAAAGUUUCGUCAAAUUUUGUAUCGCAACCUGUUCAAGUUCAGCUCCCUCCCGUUCGAUGCCUCCGGGUUAGGUGAACUCGUACGAGAAAACUCAUAUCUGUUUUCAAUCGUAGUGGAAUACGAGGAGGAGAAAGAGUGUGUACCACCCAAAACGGACAAGAAAGUGGACUUGCAUGAAAUAGAAAUGGAAAAAAAGGAACGGGAGCAGGAAAGGAAGAAGAAACCGACAGAGCAAUUCCUGAGUCCAAGUGGAAAAAAUAUAACCAAGAAGAAUAGCGCAUCGAUAUUAUCGACCAAAGUUAAAUUUGCGGAUGAGGAGGGAUCGUCCAACAGCGGGCAACAAGCGGGAUCAAGGUGAAGGCAACGUGAAAACACCAUUAGUCGCGAGAGGUCAGUGGUAAAUUCACGAACGAAAUGGUAAAAAAAAAAAAAAAAAAAUCUAUCAAACGGAUGACACUGACCUACGUGAUCGUUGUAUUAGUGGUUACACACAUUCGAGAAACGUUCGGGAACGCCGACUGAUCCUAGUGUAUUAACAGGUUAAAAGAGCCGGUCGAGGAGAACGAGGAAACGUUUCUAGAUAACGAAGUGAACGAGAUGGUACUAGACCCUGCCAAAUAUAUUCUCAAGAUGGAUAAAAACCUAGAUGUCGGGAUAAUAGACGAUCUAUUCGAGGAUAUCCAAUCUUUGGACGAAAAGUAACGACAUUUCUCUCUCUCUGCUCUAAUGCUCGUUUCGUUAAACGCUCGUGUUGCCCUCGUCAAAAGUAGUAUCAUCUAAAUAUCGUAAUCUGUCUCCCCGAGCAGAAAAGAAAAGAUACCUAACAGCAUGGAACCAUUGUACGAAGAGUUGAAAAAGAUAUACGAUUGGAACGAGGAGGAGAGCAAGAACAAACCUCGAAUCAAGGGAGAUCAGAGAAUGUACUACGAGGCCAACGAUAAACUAGAUCCGACCGUGGUCGAACAGAAAGAUCAAUUGGAAUCGCCGGAAAUCCACGCCGAUUCAUCUGGAACGUAUGGUAAAACAAAACAAAACAAAACAAAAAAAAAAAAAAACUCCUCCUUGAAUGAAUCAAUUUUCGUUACAAAAAUCGACCGUCAUCAAUUUUUUGCCGUACAGCUUCUAGCCCCAAUCUAUUCCUCCCUAUUUCCCUACUCGUUUACGAUGGAUCAGAACAAUCUAAAAUUGGUGAGAAUAAUUCACCGGUCGUAUCAUCUGGCGAGCCCAUUGCGAGGAACAACGUUUCCCAAAGUAAUUAUUUAGCUCUUAAAAGCACGGACGAUAUGUUUAAAGGUGGGCCGGAGCAAAGCCUUAACAGCACCGACGAAAAAUUACAAGGACUUGGUGUUAUCGGUAAAGUUGUUGA
This is a messenger RNA of Apis cerana (Asiatic honeybee), 3881 nucleotides long. RefSeq names its product myb-like protein X. NCBI's taxonomy places the organism in Eukaryota, Metazoa, Arthropoda, Insecta, Hymenoptera, Apidae. The record is from RefSeq and is a predicted model, not a curated record.